AUGAGCGCCACCAACUCCGUUCAGUGCUUCGGUAAGAAGAAGACGGCUACUGCUGUCGCCCACUGCAAGGCCGGUAAGGGUCUCAUCAAGGUCAACGGACGUCCUCUCCAGCUCGUCCAGCCUGAGAUCCUCCGCUUCAAGGUCUACGAGCCUCUUCUCGUCGUUGGUCUUGAUAAGUUUGCCGGAAUAGACAUCCGGAUCUACGCUAUCCGACAAGCUAUCGCCAAGUCCCUGGUCGCCUACUACCAGAAGUUCGUCGAUGAGCACUCCAAGAACCUCCUCAAGCAGGCUCUCGUCCAAUUCGACCGAACCCUCCUCGUUGCCGACAACCGCCGCUGCGAGCCCAAGAAGUUCGGUGGUCCCGGUGCCCGUGCCCGCUUCCAGAAGUCUUACCGUUAA
This is a messenger RNA of Fusarium poae, 399 nucleotides long. It is a transcript of the gene RPS16, whose product is annotated as 40S ribosomal protein S16. Gene Ontology annotation, molecular function: structural constituent of ribosome; RNA binding. The coding region runs from base 1 to 399 and encodes 132 amino acids. NCBI's taxonomy places the organism in Eukaryota, Fungi, Ascomycota, Sordariomycetes, Hypocreales, Nectriaceae. Gene Ontology annotation, biological process: translation; maturation of SSU-rRNA from tricistronic rRNA transcript (SSU-rRNA, 5.8S rRNA, LSU-rRNA). The transcript is spliced from 4 exons. Gene Ontology annotation, cellular component: cytosolic small ribosomal subunit; ribosome. The record is from RefSeq and is a predicted model, not a curated record.